Messenger RNA from Rubroshorea leprosula, 1204 nucleotides. The record is from the annotation of a GenBank genome assembly. Lineage: Eukaryota; Viridiplantae; Streptophyta; Magnoliopsida; Malvales; Dipterocarpaceae.
GGCUACCAAAAGCCGGAGGGAAAAAAAACAGAAGAAAUAAGCAGUCUAUCCACCGUCGCGGCGGAGCAGAAACGAAUAUACUAAACCGCCGUCGGUUUCUCUCCAGAAUUCCCUUCCGGCUUAUUGACUGAACGAUCAGAAGUAAAAGAUGAGCGUGAUCGAUAUAUUGACUAGAGUAGAUGCUAUCUGUAAAAAGUACGACAAAUACGACGUCGAGAAGCAGAGGGAUCAGAAUGUUUCCGGCGACGAUGCAUUCGCCCGCCUCUACGCCGUCGUUGAAGCCGACAUUGAAUCUGCUCUUCAGAAAGCUGAGGUUGCGUCGAAUGAGAAAAAUAAGGCAUCUGCUGUUGCUUUGAACGCUGAGAUCCGUCGGAUUAAGGCUCGGUUGGUCGAAGAGGUCCCCAAGUUGCAGAGACUGGCUCUAAAGAAGGUUAAAGGGCUUUCACCUGAAGAGUUUGCUGCCCGGAAUGAUCUGGUACUUGCAUUGCCAGAUAGGAUUCAAGCCAUACCUGAUGGAACUGCAGCUGCCCCUAAACAAACUGGAGGCUGGACAGCUUCAGCUUCUCGUACUGAAAUCAGAUUUGAUUCAGAUGGACGCUUUGAUGAUGAAUACUUUCAAGAAAGUGAGCAGUCAAGUAAACUUAGACAGGAGUAUGAAAUGCGAAGAGUAAAGCAGGAUCAAGGUUUGGAUAUGAUUUCUGAAGGUUUGGAUACUUUGAAGAACAUGGCUCAUGAUAUGAAUGAGGAAUUGGAUAGGCAAGUUCCUCUGAUGGAUGAAAUUGACACUAAGGUGGACAAGGCAGCAGCUGACCUUAAGAAUACCAAUGUUAGACUUAAAGACACUGUCACUCAGUUAAGGUCCAGCAGAAACUUCUGUAUUGAUAUCAUUUUGUUGUGCAUAGUUUUGGGAAUUGCUGCAUACUUGUACAAUGUUCUAAAGAAGUGACGUGGUGCAAAGAAUUACUUGGAUGUAUUGACCAGUGCUGCUAUUGGCUUUCCUUGUAUUCACAUUUGAGGGCUCGCUUUUGUGCUUGGUUCUGUAUUUGGUUGUUUCUUGCGUUUGGAAGUCAUUCUUGACAUUGGGAAAAAUUGAGUUGUCUUUCCAUACAAAUUUGACGUCUGUAAUGUCUGUAUAUUAUUCUACUUGCAAUUGUUUGAUCUCCUUAAUUGAAAGUGGUACUUACUCCCUCAAUUGGACUUCUUU